Molecule: messenger RNA, 510 nt
Organism: Lactuca virosa
Lineage: Eukaryota; Viridiplantae; Streptophyta; Magnoliopsida; Asterales; Asteraceae
Source: the annotation of a GenBank genome assembly
AUGAUGAUGAUGAUGUUUGUGAGGAAGAAGACGGGUGCGUCCCCAGCCACUUACAGAGUUCGUAAUCUUUUAGAUGCACUCCAGGCUUCUGGAUAUUCCAGUGGAUGGACGUCUUGCAGAGAUGACCAGCACCAAUGGCCAUCGGUGGUGGAGGAAUCGAAUGAGUUCAAUAUCCUAAUCAUUGAUCUCAACUCAGAUGAUGCAGCGUUGCGUAAGGCCACUUUGGAGCUAAUAUCUGAUGCUUGUCGUGAGUGGGGGUUCUUCCAGGUGGUAAACCAUCGUGUCAGCCACCAACUCAUGGCGGAGACACAGAAGGAGUGUCGAGAGUUCUUCCAGCUUACCGUGGAGGAGAAGCAGAAGUACGCUAACUCACCGGAGACUUAUGAGGGAUACGCAAGUCAUGUUGGGGUGGUGAAAGGUGCCAAAUUGGAUUGGAGUGAUUACUUCUUCCCUAACUAUCAGCCUCUUUCUUCAAGAGACGACGGAAGUCAAUUUUUUCAAUCAAUAUAA